Molecule: messenger RNA, 1020 nt
Organism: Oppiella nova
Lineage: Eukaryota; Metazoa; Arthropoda; Arachnida; Sarcoptiformes; Oppiidae
Source: the annotation of a GenBank genome assembly
AUGGACCAAUUGGUGCAGGACAAAAUAUGCCUGUUCAAGUACAAACUCAACUCAACCUACUGUACCGACUUGUCCACUAUGGAGGACGAGGACGACUACCUCCACAAGAAGUCCGAUAUAUUAGCCGAUGGGACGACAUAUUUAAUGUAUUACACAAUAAUACUGACCAUACCGUCGGUAAUCGCCUCCCUGUUCAUCGGCUCGUGGACUGACACUUACCUUAAGGUUAAGAAAAUCUUAUUAAUCGGUGGCGCUAUUGGAUCCGUAUUAGAGAUGUUGAUACUUAUACUCAAUGAUGUUAUGUAUGAUAGCACCUACUAUUGUGUGUUGCUAUCGAUAGCGCCGACACUAGUGACAGCGGGUCUGUUAGGCCAACUGUCGGCCAUUUGGUCGUACGUCGCGUCCACCACUCCAUCGCAUAUGAGGGCUAUUAGGAUGACAAUGACCGAGAUUGCUAUUGGCAUCGGCCAACCCCUGGGGACGUACGUGGCGGGGCUUAUACUAAAUACGGACCCAUGGAUCAAAGGCAAGGGACAGUUACACAACUACUCGGCCUCAUUCGCAUUGGGCGGCAUGUGUUUCAUAGUGGCCCUCAUUUUCGCCAUAUUUUUCAUCGACGAAAAGCGCGACAUAAAGGACUGGGAGAAGCGGUUCAACGCCGUGUCCGACCCCGAGAAAGACAGUAUAGUAUCCGUCGACGAUAGGGUGCACCAGAAGCUGAAAAAGUUUGAGGAUAACAAACACAUACAUCCCAUGAAACUGUUGUUCAACACCAAUAAUGUCAAAGAGAUGUGGAGGACGUGUAGUAAGAAACGGGAUAAACGUGUGAGACGACAAAUAUGGCUACUGUUCCUGGCUGAUGCCAUCUACCUGUUGGACCACGUGGGGCCCUUCAUAUUCAUGUACCAGUUCUCGCAAAAGGUCUAUUCCUGGGACUCAUCCACUUAUAGCAAUGGAUCCACUAUUGAAAAGAUAUCGUCAAGUGUGGCCACAAUGAUAUUUGGAGCCAUACUUCUUAAG